Molecule: messenger RNA, 780 nt
Organism: Lycium ferocissimum
Lineage: Eukaryota; Viridiplantae; Streptophyta; Magnoliopsida; Solanales; Solanaceae
Product: F-box/kelch-repeat protein At3g23880-like
Exons: 3
Coding region: 1-780 (259 amino acids)
Molecular function (GO): protein binding
Source: RefSeq, a predicted model, not a curated record
AUGAAAUAUUCAAUCUUGAAAAUCCCUAUUCUGCCAGCAGAACUCAUCACUGAAAUCCUCGUAAGGCUUCCAAUGAAAUCCCUCUUGAAAUUCAGGUUCGUGUCUGUUUACAAAAGUCAAGACUAUCUUAAGAACUGUUCUCUUAAUGACUCUGUGACUGAGGAAUAUGACUUGGAUUAUCCCACAAAUGAUGCUCGCCAAAAUGUUUUGGUUGUGGGUACUGUCAAUGGAUUGAUUUGUCUUGCCAUUGGGUCAACUGACUUGUUUCUAUGGAAUCCAUCAAUUAGUAAGUUUGUGAACGGGAAACUUCAUUGGCCUAAUACUCCUGCUGGUUUCAACAAGUAUGAGAGCUGGAACAUCUUGUCAUUUGAUUUGUCUAAUGAGAAAUGGGGAAAGGUGGAGCCGCCCUACUAUGAAGAAGGAGAUAUUAUUCCGUCGGUGGGAGUGUUGGGAAGUGAUCUUUCUGUGUUCUCUAAUUAUCAGGAAAGUCACGCAAAUGUAUGGGUUAUAAAAGAGUAUGGGGUUGAAGAGUCUUGGAUAAAUAUGUAUACCAUCAAACAUCCUAGGUUUCCUCCUUUUAUUUAUCCAACAGUUUGCAUGUCAAUCAAAGGUGAAAUAUUGGUUGUAUCUGGAUCAACUAUCAUGAUUCACAAUCCACAGGAUGAAUCGAUCAUAUAUCUAAAGGGAUCUAUCUUUGAUUACAGUACUGCGUCAAACAUCUACGUUGAAAGCCUAGUUUGUCCUCUUUUACAAAACGAACCAAGCACACAACAAGAAUGA